AGAACACUUUUACAUGUGAGAAAAGUCCUAUGUCUACUUCAAAACAUUCAUUAUUAGGGGUACCUAAAUCAAGAAACAACAGUUUCCACUAUAUUGCAAGGUCUAAAAUUUUAUGGGAUAUUUUUUUCUGAUUGGUUUGCUCGUGGGUUUUCUUGAAGGGGAGAAAGUUCAUUUUUUCUGCAAGUUUAUCAGAAAAAACUGGACCCUUUAAUUUGUUUAGUACGUAGUAAAGUUGGAAUUUUUGCUAGAAUUUUGGGGUAAAAAAUUUGAUGGGAUAUUUUGUCUGGUUGGUUUGCUCUUGAAUUUUCCUGAAGGAAUCAAUUGGUGAUCUCUAAGGGAAAUUUUUUUUUUUUUUUGUGCAAAUUUAUCAGAUAAAAGGUGGACCCUUUACUUUGUUAAGUAGUAAAGUUGGCAUUUUUUCUUGUAUUUUGGGGUGAAUAAAUGGCGUGUGAGGGUAGCUAUAUGUGGAGUUUGAGUGGUAUUGUGGCAGCUUUUGUUGAUCUAGCUAUAGCAUAUUUCUUGCUUUGUGCAGCAACAGUAGCUUAUUUAGCAUCAAAGUUUCUUGGUUUUUUUGGUUUAAGAUUGCCAUGUCCUUGUGAUGGUCUUUUUGGUAAUGGAAAUUUAUGUUUUCAUAGACUCUUGAUUGAUUUCCCAGCUGAAAAAGUGUCUAAUGUUCAACUUUCUGUAAAAGCAAAUUUCCCUUUUAAUGAUACCAUGUGGGGAAAGGAACAGAAUUGUAAUUUGAAUUGGAGAUUAAUUGGCGAAAGGGAGAAUAGUCCUAAUAGGUAUCUUGAAAUGGGUGAUGAGGCUUCAUGUAGUUCAGUAUCAGAUGCAAGAAAGUCACAUAAUAAUAUUGCUAGGAUUGAGUUAAGUCCAAGGAAUGAAUUUGGGGCAGUAAAUUCAUCAGGUGUGAGUGGAGGAAGGCUUGGGAUAAAGGGGAAAGGGGUGAUGAAUCUGAAACAAAGAGGAGGGAUUCGUCGAAGAAGGCGUAAAGCAGCUGUUGAUUUUGGGAGAUUUUCAUCAGUUUCAUCAUAUGAUCCUCCAUGUGAAGAGUUUCCGCUUGCUCCUCCAUCUCCGCCUAGUAUUAAUAAAGAAGAUGGUUGCCACCCUCCACUUGUUAUGAGAUUGGGCGAGAGAGACAGCUUUGAAUUGAAUGGAUUUCCUGAUGAAGUUGAGCACAUUGGAAAGAACUUUGCAUCCGUUGACGAGCUGAGACAUUAUGGCGAACUGGAUUCCAGCUUCGAUGAGAAAAAGAGACUAAGCCUUUUGGAACGAGCCUUAGAACACGAACAAGAAGCUCGAGCUGCUCUCUGCCUUGAGCUUGAGAAGGAAAGAAAUGCUGCCGCAUCUGCCGCAGAUGAGGCUAUGGCUAUGAUCUUACGUCUACAAGAGGAGAAGGCAUCUAUUGAAAUGGAUGCUCGGCAAUACCAGAGAUUAAUCGAAGAGAAAUCUGCUUACGAAGCAGAGGAGAUGAACAUUCUAACGGAGAUCCUGGUGCGGACAGAGAGGGAGAAACACUUUUUGGAGAAGGAACUUGAACUGUAUAGGCAGAUGUCUGAUCUUGGAAAUGAAGAAUCAACAGUUGAUAGUGGGAUUAUAGCGGAUGUUCUAAGACGUCCUGAUGCUUCAUCUGAUCCUAAUGAGGAUCCAGUUCUUAUGCUUCAUCAGAUUAGUGCAUCUUUUGAGGCAGAAAACAGGAAUUCCGUGGAGAUAAUUUCUGUUGAUAAUAAAAACUAUACUGCUUUGGGGGGAAAGGCACCAAUACAAAAACAGAAUAAAGAUGCCAGCUCCCAAAAGCAAGUUGGCCUAAGAGAGCAUUCUUAUAGCAGCCAAGAAUUUCAGGAGAAAGAGAUGGUGUUUAUGGUUAACAACUCUGAUGUAAACCAGAAGCUUCCUGAUCAUGCCAUUUCGCUGGGAGGAGAAGUGCUAAAAGAAAAUCCAGAUACAGAAACCUGUGAAAGAGCUUGUAUUAAUGUUUCUGGAAAAGACAAGUGUUUGAAGUAUCAUGAGACGGAUGGAUAUCAGGGAUUAAAAUGUCCAUGUAAUUUGACCUUGGAUAAAGAACCUCACGUUUAUGAUGUUCAUGUAAUUGUUGAUGGAUCCAACUUUUGCAACGAAGUCAAUAGUGGUGAAUCUACGAAUAGUGCAUUAGAAUUUUCUGGAAAAACUAGUGUCCCUACUGAAGCUUCUCCUGCACAGAGGAUUAAUGUAAUUAGAGAUCGUCCAAGUACUAACACGUUGUAUACACAAGUGGAUCUUAAAAGCAGUGCAGACACGUCUUAUGGGCUUCCACCAGUGGGGCCACGUGGUAAACCUUUGCUAUGUGAUUUGCGGCGAAAUCCCAUGUCCUCAGUAGACAAUGAAAGACUGAAAAUUGAAACUGAAGUGGGACGGCUUCGUGAGAGGUUAAAGAUUGUGCAAGAGGGAAGAGAGAAACUUGACUUGACUUCAGAGCAUAGAGAAAGAGAAAAGAUGCAGUUAAAGCUUCUGGAGGAUAUAGCAUGCCAACUUCAAGAGAUUCGGCAGCUUAAUGAACCUGAGAAGGCUGUACGACAGGCUUCCUUGCCCCUGCCGUCCUCUAAGGGCAUGUCAAAGAAAAGGCGUUCUCGAAGUGUUUCUGUAGGAAUGCAACAAAGCUCUUGAGGAGUUCAAAUGGUUCUGAGCUUGGAGUUCCUAAUACUGAGCCUCGAAUCUUCCAUCACAGUUGCUCUUAUCAGAGGAAGACAAUCCAAUUAAUACCCCAUAUUGUUUUUCUGAAGAGAUGUUGUGCAGUUAUUUGAGAACAAGUUUUGCUGGGCAAACGGCCUCUCUAAAGCAUGCAGCUGAUGGUAUUAAUGUGCAACCGCUGAGGACAAACUGGGAUUGAUCCUAUAUUGGAUAAUAUGAAAGAUUAUGAGUAAGAAGGCACAACAAUUGUUAUCUUUUCACUGCUGGUAACAACUUAUCACUCUGCUAUUUAUUGACCCCUAUCCAGUGUUCAGAUGUCAGGUCCCUGUUGUUGAACCUCUGCUGUUUCUUCCAUCUUUUGUGGAUCAUUAGAUAGUAAAGCACUGAAUGUUAGCUACUUGUACAAGAAGUUUCAUGUUUUCUUUCUAAUAAUAUAUUAGUGGACAUGUUGAAUAAGUACUUUACCUAA
Molecule: messenger RNA, 3136 nt
Organism: Nicotiana attenuata
Lineage: Eukaryota; Viridiplantae; Streptophyta; Magnoliopsida; Solanales; Solanaceae
Exons: 4
Coding region: 442-2643 (733 amino acids)
Source: RefSeq, a predicted model, not a curated record